GCUCAUCCAAUCAGUACACCCAAAGCUUCGCCAUGGAUCUAACCGAGAUUUCGUUCGACGUCCCAGUGAUCCUUCAGUCAAUCCGCAAAGGAAAAAGCUUGCAGAACCCGCUUGGCUCCAAGAAGGCUCGCUGUUUAACCGACAACCGCGAUCGCUACGAGCAAGUGUUCUUACAUCGUGUCCGUGACGACAAGAUCGCCAUCCAGUCAGCUCACAAUGGACGCUUCCUCCAAGUUCGUGCAAAUGGAGAGUGCGUCUUUGACCCUAAAGAGCCUGGCGAGUGGGAGCUCUUCACCAUGGAGACGGACUCGAGCUGUGCGCUGUACUUUGUGUCGUGCCACACGGGGAAUGUCCUUCAUUGCAACGACAGCAAUGAAGCCAGGUGUGCAAACCAGAACCGUCAAGACUGGGAGGCGUGGAGGAUCGUGGAGCCCCGUAUAAAUUCAAUUGCCACCCACCCGCAGCGAGCUGUGGAUCACCGCUACGUCCUUGCGGGCAAAGACCGUCAGCACUUGGUUCUGGAGCUCGCGAGAUGCGGGAAGACACCGACCGAGAUCGAGCAAAUUGUGACGAGCCUGUUUGAUGCUCCACUUGCCAUAGCUUCAGGCUCGGCUCUUGCUGUUCAAGUCGACAAGGAGUAGGCAAGGCAGAUGCUGGAUUUCUUCCAUACAUCUUGCAUUCAUUUACUGUUUAUGGAUGGCACCACGUUUAACAGCAAAAAAUCUCGCUGUGCUCAAGGCGGCCUUAUACGGAGAAGCUAGGAGAAUCGUCAUGACUUUUAACCUUAUCUUGAUCAUCUUUUCAGUUUCACCAACAUUUUGUUUUGUGGUAUUUAACAAUUAUUACUAGGCGGGGCACGAUGAUACCAUACAUACAAGUCAGCACUUGGAAACCAAGUGGGUCGGCGAAUUUCUCUGUCGUGAACUUAAAAAAAAAAACGAGUUUAUUUAAA
Messenger RNA from Phytophthora infestans T30-4, 952 nucleotides. RefSeq lists its product as uncharacterized. The coding region runs from base 33 to 641 and encodes 202 amino acids. The transcript has a single exon. The record is from RefSeq and is a predicted model, not a curated record. Lineage: Eukaryota; Oomycota; Peronosporomycetes; Peronosporales; Peronosporaceae.